Melopsittacus undulatus (budgerigar) is the source of this 1412-nucleotide messenger RNA. RefSeq lists its product as uncharacterized. The transcript is spliced from 3 exons. The record is from RefSeq and is a predicted model, not a curated record. NCBI's taxonomy places the organism in Eukaryota, Metazoa, Chordata, Aves, Psittaciformes, Psittaculidae. The coding region runs from base 131 to 1036 and encodes 301 amino acids.
UCCUUCCUGGUGAUGAACCUUGUGCAAUCCCCUCUGCCAGCCCUGCCGGGGGGUUUCCUGCCCCUUAUGGACUCAUCUCCAUGGGUCGGGCACCGCAGCAUCUGCUCAGCCCCACACAUGUGGAGGGGACAUGGCUGGAGCUGGGACCACACUUGCCUGCUGCCUGCUGCUGGUGGGAGCCAGGGGGCUCUGCUGUGCCAUGGAGCUGCUGAAGGGGAUGAAGGGGCAGUCCUUGUCCUUCCCAGCCCUGCAGCUCCUAUCCCAUGACAUCGUGCGGGUCACCUGGAGAACCAAAGGGACCCACAUUGCUGAGGCCAAGCCCAUGGUGAAUGUGUUCAUUGCUGAUUUCCUGCCUGUGUUCCGGGGCCGGCUGCUCAUCCAUCCCAAUAACCUCUCACUGGAGAUCAACCCACUGCAGCCAUCGGACAGUGGGAGCUACGAGGUGGUCGUGGACACCUCCUCUGACCCCACCAACCCAAGGACCUUCCGCUAUUCCUUGAUGGUUCUGGAUGGAUCUCCAGUGCCGGAUCCCGGGGCUGGUGUCACCAAAGGAUCCAUCAGGAACACAGUGGAUCCCCAUGGAGCAUCGGUGCCCAGCACUGGUGUCACCAAAGGACCCAUCAGGAACACAGUGGAUCCCCAUGGAGCAUUGGUGCCCAGCACUGGUGUCACCAAAGGACCCAUCAGGAACACAGUGGAUCCCCAUGGAGCAUCAGAGCCUGGUGCUGGGGAUACUGGGACGGAGGACACUGGUGGGAGGCAUCCCCCAAGGUCCUGUGGGGCUCAGGACCACUACUGCCUGGUGAAGGGCUAUCUCAUGGCUGGGGUCCUUGUGCCGCUGGUGCUGCUGGUGGCUGCUGUCCACAUCAUGACCAGGGACAAAGGCACCAGGGCAGGGAACGGGGUCUCAGUGGGGUUUGAGCCCCUCAGCAUCCCUGCUCCGCAGGACCCAUCCCCAUGGAGGCACCGAGCCUGGAUUCCAGGCUCCGGGAGCAGCAUCCCCUCUGCCUCCAUUGCCCCAUCCAGGGCCAGAUGAGGUUACGGUGCUCAGAGCCCCCCAAGGACGUGACAUGAAGCUGGUUCCUCAUCUCUUGCACAAGGAGCUGCUCUAAAUGCGUCAAUGCUUCCUCCUCCCUGAGCCCUUUGGCAGCACCAAAACCCAUCCCGGCACCAAGCAAUGGGAUGUGGGGAUGCUGCUGUUACUGGAGACAGCCUCAGUUUCCUAUCCCCAGCCCCAAACGUGGGGGAGCAUCACUCAGAACCCCUCCUGUAGCUGAUAGGGGUGACUGAUUCACUGGCGACCCUGACUAACGCUGUGUGCCAUCCAUUAUUGAGCAGCAGAUCUGUCAAGAAGUCCUCAUAAAUAAGUGAUCUGAUGCUGUCUUAAUGCUGGCAGUAAAUCCCUCAUUCAA